Molecule: messenger RNA, 1212 nt
Organism: Thyridium curvatum
Lineage: Eukaryota; Fungi; Ascomycota; Sordariomycetes; Thyridiales; Thyridiaceae
Exons: 4
Coding region: 1-1212 (403 amino acids)
Molecular function (GO): zinc ion binding; 5-methyltetrahydropteroyltriglutamate-homocysteine S-methyltransferase activity
Source: RefSeq, a predicted model, not a curated record
AUGGCUGCCAAGAACCACCAGAGGCCGCCCUUCAGGGCCGAGCAUAUAGGCUCUCUUCUUCGCCCGAAGGAGCUCGUCGAUAAGCGAGUUGCUAUGGACGGGAAGAAGGCUCUCGAGAUCACCCACGACCCCGAGCUACGCGAAAUCGAGAAGCGCACCAUCAAGGACAUUGUCAAGCUCCAGCUCGACCUUGGUUUUCAUGCCGUCAAUGAUGGUGAGCACUCGCGACACCAAUUUUGGGGUACCUUCUGGCCAGGGCUUGAAGGGAUGGAGGAGAUCAUGAAUCCUCCGCUGGAUAUGUUCCGGCUCUACGUUCCGGACCUCGCGGCGUUCACUGAGGCUGGACACAAGCCUGGCGAGUCCGUGGUGUGUGUCGGCAAGAUUAAGCACGUCGGCAGCACCUACACCGACGAGUGGAACUACCUCAAGAGCCUGUUGCCGGAAGACCGCGUUAAGGAGGCCAAGCUGACUCUCCCGGCACCUAACUGGUACCACCUGCGAUACAAGGCCGGCCAUGCGUAUCCCAAAGAGGUUUAUGCCAAUGACGCGGAGUACUUUGCCGACAUCGCCAAGGCCUACCAGGCUGAGCUGCAGAUCCUGUACGACGCCGGCUGCCGCAACGUCAGUUUCGACGAUCCUAACCUGGCCUACUUCUGCUCUGAGAAGAUGCUCCAAGGAUUCAAGGACAACAACGAGGAUGCCGACGCCCUCUUCGACAGCUACGUCAAGCUGUACAACGACUGCCUCUCCAAGCGGCCUGCUGACAUGCAUGUUGGUCUGCACCUGUGCCGCGGCAACUUUGCCUACUCUCGCCACUUCUCCGAGGGAGGGUACGAUCGCGUCGCCACCAAGCUCUUCAAAGAGAUCAACGUCGACACCUACUUCCUGGAGUACGACACCGACCGCGCCGGCGGAUUCGAGCCCCUGACCGAGCUGCCCGCGCAUAAGAAUGUCGUCCUGGGCGUCAUUACCAGCAAGUUCCCCGAGCUCGAGGAUCUCGGCAAGAUGAAGGAUCGCGUCUGCCAGGCCGCCGACUACGUCGCCAAGGGCGCCGGUCAGACUCGUGAGGAGGCGCUCAAGCGUAUUGGUGUCAGCCCGCAGUGCGGAUUUGCGAGCCACCACCUCGGCAACUCAAUUACCCGCGAGGACAUGGUCAACAAGCUCAAGCUCGUGCGCCAGCUGGCUGACGAGAUCUGGCCCGGUGAGCCUUGA